AUGGUUGUGGAUGGUUUGAGAGACUCAAGGAAGAGAGACAAGAAGGCUCUCUGUCUAAUCUAUCAAGGAUUAGAUGAAGACACGUUCGAGAAGGUCUCGGGAGCAACGACGGCUAAAGAAGCAUGGGAGAAACUUCGAACCUCUUACAAGGGAGCCGAUCAAGUGAAGAAGGUACGUCUUCAAACACUAAGAGGAGAGUUUGAAGCUUUGCAUAUGAAAGAAUGUGAACUUAUCUCUGAUUACUUCUCAAGAGUUUUGACGGUUACUAAUAAUCUAAAAAGAAACGGAGAGAAGUAUGAUGAUGUAAGAAUCAUGGAGAAAGUUCUUAGAUCGGUAGAUCCAAAGUUUGAGCAUAUUGUCACUGUCAUCGAAGAGACAAAAGAUUUAGAGGACAUGACAAUGGAGCAACUUCUUGGGUCGUUGCAAGCUUAUGAGGAAAAGAAGAAGAAAAAGGAAGAUAUCGAGGAGCAAGUACUCAAGACACGACUCGAUUCACCUAGAGAAGAACAUGGUCGGAGCAACCAAAGACGAGGUGGCGCUCGAGAACGUGGACGUGGUCGUGGAUAUGGAGGCGGACGAGGUUGGAGGCCUAAUGAUGACAACAACCAAAGAGGAGAAAUCUCAUCAAGAGGUCGUGGGAGAGGAUCUCCAAAACCAAGGUACGAUAAGUCACGGGUUAAAUGCUAUAAUUGUGAGAAGUUUGGGCAUUAUGCUUUCGAAUGUAGAGCUCCUGGAAAUCAUAGAGUUGAAGAGAAGGCCAACUAUGUUGAAGAAAUAAACCAAGAAGAUGGAACAUUAUUGUUGGCACACAAAGAUAAUGAAAGAGGUGGAGAUAAUCAAUGUGGCAGUGAAAGGUAA
Trifolium pratense (red clover) is the source of this 858-nucleotide messenger RNA. RefSeq lists its product as uncharacterized. The coding region runs from base 1 to 858 and encodes 285 amino acids. The transcript has 3 exons. Gene Ontology annotation, molecular function: nucleic acid binding; zinc ion binding. Lineage: Eukaryota; Viridiplantae; Streptophyta; Magnoliopsida; Fabales; Fabaceae. The record is from RefSeq and is a predicted model, not a curated record.